Molecule: messenger RNA, 1245 nt
Organism: Gongylonema pulchrum
Lineage: Eukaryota; Metazoa; Nematoda; Chromadorea; Rhabditida; Gongylonematidae
Source: the annotation of a GenBank genome assembly
UUCCAGCAGUUCAACGUGAUGUCUGCGAAGCCGCCAUACAAAGUUGUUCAAGCAGUUCAACGUGAUGUCUACGAAGCCUCCAUACAAACGGAUAUAAAUCUGGCUGAUUUCGGUCGCAAAGAGAUAAUAAUGGCCGAAAAUGAGAUGCCCGGUUUGAUGGCAAUGCGAGCCAAGUAUGGGCCACAGAAGCCGCUAAAAGGAGCUCGAAUUUCGGGCUGUCUACAUAUGACUGUUCAGACGGCUGUUCUGAUUGAAACUUUAUUGGAAUUAGGUGCCGAGGUACAAUGGUCUUCAUGCAAUAUCUUUUCAACGCAGGAUCAUGCUGCUGCAGCAAUAGCACUACGAGGAGUUCCUACGUUGGUAUUCAAAGAUGGUCAGCCGCUGAACAUGAUUCUGGAUGAUGGUGGCGAUCUUACCAAUUUUGUGCACCAAAAAUUCCCGCAAUAUUUGAGCGGAAUUUAUGGAUUAAGCGAGGAAACGACAACUGGCGUCCAUAAUCUAACCAGAAUGUUCAAAGCUGGAAAAUUAAAGGUACCAGCAAUUAAUGUGAAUGAUAGUGUUACGAAGUCGAAAUUCGAUAAUUUGUACGGUAUUCGCGAAUCACUGCCGGAUGGAAUCAAACGCGCCACCGACGUGAUGAUUGCGGGGAAAGUAGCUGUUGUGGCCGGCUACGGUGAUGUUGGCAAAGGAGCGGCCGCGUCACUUCGAGCAUUUGGUGCACGUGUGAUUAUCACCGAAAUUGACCCAAUCAAUGCUCUACAAGCUGCUAUGGAAGAUGUGGUGCGUGGUGAGCAUAUGAUUCAAUUGCCCGAAGAUGCAAUUGUUUGUAAUGUUGGACACUUUGAUGUGGAAAUUGAUGUGAAAUGGCUAAAUACGAAUGCAAAAAGUCGAGUUACCAUAAAACCACAGGUCGAUAGAUAUUUGUUGAAAAAUGGGCGACAUGUUAUUUUGUUAGCCGAAGGGCGUCUGUGUAAUUUGGGCUGUGCGACCGGGCAUCCGUCGUUUGUAAUGAGCAAUUCAUUCACUAAUCAAGUGUUGGCUCAGAUUGAACUGUUCACGAAACACGGCACUGCGCAGCAGUACAGCGUUGGUGUUCAUGUUUUACCGAAAAUCCUGGACGAGGAAGUUGCGCGACUUCAUCUCGAUAAGCUUGGUGUUAAGCUGACUACACUGUCUGAGGAGCAAGCCGAAUACCUGGGAAUACCGGUCAGUGGACCGUACAAACCCGAUCAUUACCGUUAUUGA